AUGCCAAAAAAGAGCAAAGUGAACAAACUGGCCCGCAUGUCGGAUGAGGAACGGGCCCGUUACCUGCAGCACAGAGCUGAUGUAGAAGAAGAGGCCAGGAGAAGAAAACGGGAGCUGAUCGCUAGAUUCAUAAAGAACAAACUAGACAAAGAAGAAAAGUACAGCAAAACAAACACAGCAAAGAUAAAUGAAGCAUGGCGAUUUAUAUUGCGGAAGAUCAAGAGUAAGCAAAUGUCAGUGGAAAUACAGGGUAUGAUGGAGAGCUUCAAUUUCUUAAUGGAAAGAAAGAGCCGCCUGAUUGAAUCUUUGACUGCUGCCAUCGCGGACUCGGAUGAACAGAGCCGACGGGCAUUCCAGGCUCAUACAGAAACAUUGAGUUACUUCCUUAGAAUUGGGACACAAAGUCUAGAUAAGUUACAAAACGAGUAUGAAAAUCAAAAAAAUUAUUUUCUGGAAAACUGGGAAAAAGAUGAAAGAAAUAUUUCCAACAAUCAAGACCAGGCUGAGUUUAAACUUGUUUUGAUAAAGUUUAUUCAGCAGAGAGACUUUGAGAAUUACAACAAAGAAAAGGAGAACGAGAGUGCUACUGUAAAGAACGACGCCAGACUUGAGCAUGAAGAGGAUAUGCGUCACCUUUACCGUCCAAAGCAACAGCAAAUAGAUUUCUACUGGACUCAACUACGUGAGGUCUAUAACGGAUAUCUGGAGCAACAUAAGCCAAUAAUGGCGCAUUACAACUGCCUGCGUGAUAAAGACGACUUCUACCAGCGAGACAUUGCUAAAAAUGAAGUACUCAUUGAACAAGCUACGAUAGAUCUGAUUAGUCUUCAAAAAGAAUACUUUAAAACAACAAACUUAAUGAAUAACAAGUUGGAGCGAUUGAAUAAUCAUAAGGAAAAACUAACGAAACAGUAUUGUCAUAUGAAGAGAGAUAGCAAAGUGAACCGUGCAUUAGAAGAUGAAAUGUUAUCAAUCCUUGUGGAGGCAAGCCAAGGGACUAUACAGAAUCUUUCUAAAUUGAAGGACAAACUAAACAAAAUCAUUCAAAUGGAUCGAAUAUGCAGUAAAUACGAAAAAGAUGAAGAUAAAAAUAUUGCGAGUGAACAAACAAAUAAUAAUGAUUUCGCAAUUGAUUUUGAAAAUCUUAAUUCUGCUAUGAUUGAUGAAUGCAAGGAAUACAACAAGCUGAAUAAAUUUCUUCUAAAAGUAAAUAGGGUAAAGGUACAAGUAAUGUGCCUCAAAUCAGAAAAAACAAAACUAUCCAAAGAAAACAAUCAAUUGAAACAAUACAUAAAGAGAUACCUCACUGAUCUUGCUUUAAAAGAUACCAAGGCAAGACCUGUAACAUCAAACUACCACAAUGAAAUGGAAAAAAUUAACAUUAAAAUAAGCCGACCAGUAACCUGUAUUGAAGGUGCUUUGUCAAAUGUUGUGCUGCAUGAGAGAAGAGUUAAACUGGAACAACAGAGGAUGAAGCAAGUGGGUGGCAUCAAAUCAUAUCCUCGAGUAAACUGUUGGUAGAAAACAAGAACUUUUCUAUCUCAAUACAUAAUAUGAACAAUAAGACAUUUUAAAUUGUAUUUAAGAAAUUUAACUGUUUUAGGUAAAUAAUAAUAAUUUGU
Messenger RNA from Leptidea sinapis, 1622 nucleotides. Its product is annotated as dynein regulatory complex subunit 2. The transcript is spliced from 9 exons. Gene Ontology annotation, cellular component: axonemal dynein complex; axoneme. NCBI's taxonomy places the organism in Eukaryota, Metazoa, Arthropoda, Insecta, Lepidoptera, Pieridae. The coding region runs from base 1 to 1521 and encodes 506 amino acids. The record is from RefSeq and is a predicted model, not a curated record. Gene Ontology annotation, biological process: regulation of cilium movement; cilium-dependent cell motility; axonemal dynein complex assembly.